GUUGGCUCUGUCAUUAUGAGAAAUCAUAUGUUCUAGAGACGUGACUCGUCGUCACUGCUGAUCAGAGCAAGAAGAAGAAUGGAAACCCUGAUGGACAGUUUUGGAUGAAAACAUGAGGAGACUGAGUCAACCAGCUGUUCUCGCCUAAAGGAACCAACAACUUCUGCAUACUCAGCAUUCCCAAAGACAUGCCAGAAACCACAAUUAUGACAACUACCAGAAAGAGAUUUAGCUGGUUUCGGUGGCUCUGCACUGUUUUUGGACUACUUUUUUAUUUAGCAGACAUUGGAUCAGACGUAUUGUUAUCUGUGCAGUAUUUCAAAGAUGGACAUGUGACCUGGGCUGCACUGACUCUUGUGUUUGUUCUGGUCGGAUCUUUAUGCAUACAAAUAUUCAGCUAUUCAUGGUUCAAAGAUGACAAGGAAAAUUAUGGUGAAGAUAACAAGGGUCUGUCCACUUGCCAUCUGAUCGGAAUACAUGUACUGCAGAUAGGCAUUUUUACAAGGUAUGGCCAUCUCCUGAAGAGGAGUUUUAAAGCCCUGCGUUCGGACGAUACUACAGAUGAGGAGCAGUUCCAUCUUUUCGGCCUUGCUACAGAUCUCAGCAUGCUCCGCAUGUUUGAGAUGUUCCUGGAGAGCGUUCCUCAACUCGUUCUGCAGGUCUAUAUCAUACUGGAGCACAACCAUCACUCUAAACUGCAAUACAUUAGCAUGGCCCUGUCUUUUCUCACCAUAGCCUGGGCCACGGUGGAUUAUCGUCGCUGUUUUCGGCGCUCUCUGCCUAAUCUUAAAGAGAUGCCUUCUGGAAUCCCGACAGUCGUAUACUUGUCCUACAAAAUAUUUACCAUAACCCCUCGAAUCCUCAGCCUCACACUCUUCAUCAUGCUCUCCAGCUUCAACAUUGUAGCAGUGGCCUUCAUAUGGCUGGUGGGAACCGUCUGGGCUUUCGUGGAGGAGACCGACUUCUGCACUUCACGAGUCCUUGAACAUCUUUAUCGAGCCAUUGUUGGAGUUAUUCUCCUUUUUACCUUCUUUAACGUUAAAGGAGAGAACACCAAAGUUCACAUGACUGUGUAUUACAUUUUCAAUGUGGGUCAAAACCUUGCUGCACCGGUUUUGUUGUAUCUGUUCAAACCGGAAUAUGGAGGGAAUGAUUUCUUCCUACCCAUCAUAUUUUUUAUAUUCGUGUCUCAUUCAAUGGGACUGGGUUUUCUGGCACUCUAUUACAGCCUCCUGCACCCCCGUCAACCUUGCAUAGAGGAUCAAGCAGAUGGGCAAAACCAGGAGCCCAAAACAACACGUUCCAAGCAUUUUUUGCAAAUAUAAUAGACUUGCUGUAAAAAGUGCAUAUUUAUAUACAUAUUUAUGUAGUAAUUAUAAAGUAUGAAGGAUCUGUCUGAAAUAUGAACGUCUGAAAGCUGCUAAGGAAGGUGUCAUAUCUGAUUUUACAGGUAUGAAUGUUGAACAUUAAAUGUUUUAUUGAACUUUAAGUUUGUGUUUGUUUGUUUGUUUUUAUUUUUCAUAUG
Messenger RNA from Carassius gibelio (silver crucian carp), 1525 nucleotides. Its product is annotated as XK-related protein 9-like. The record is from RefSeq and is a predicted model, not a curated record. Lineage: Eukaryota; Metazoa; Chordata; Actinopteri; Cypriniformes; Cyprinidae. Bases 189 to 1325 code for a protein of 378 amino acids. Gene Ontology annotation, cellular component: plasma membrane. The transcript has 4 exons. Gene Ontology annotation, biological process: apoptotic process involved in development; phosphatidylserine exposure on apoptotic cell surface; engulfment of apoptotic cell.